CUCGCUACUGUACUAGCACCUGCAUCUCAGCAAGUCUUUUCUAGACGCGUCAACGAAGGCUCCCUCCAUCGUAACCACCUGACGUGCGCGCCUCUCUCUCUCUCUUCACUUUCACAUUCCUUUCCCCUGCUGCCACUCGUCCGCUGAAUAUCUGUGUAGCGGCGACCAGCAUCACGCGCGAGUGGCAGGCAGGUCGCCGCACCCAUCUGCUCUCUCUCCUGCUCGCCUUCGUACCCGGUGCUCUCUUCUCCCCCGUUCGACUGUUCCUUCCCGUCAUCGUAGGUCGUCGUUUUCUCACCGCCGAUCAUCUACGUCGCUGCUAUUUACAGGCGCGGCCUUCAACUUCGUCAUGUGGCUGCGGCGCUUCGCAGCGAGCGACGAGUGGCAGGACGCCGCAGCCACGGGCAUUACCCUCGCCAUCUGCCUCGCAUGGCUGCUCUCCGUUCAACUUCUCGUCGCGCUCCGCCUGCUCUCCGUCUAUCUCAGCCGUAAACUGAUCCACAUCUUCACCGGUCCCAUCUUCAUGCUGACGUGGAACCUUUUCUCCGACCAGCCCUACGCGCGCCUCGCCGCGGCCGUCGUCCCGCUGCUGAUCACGCUCCACUUCACCCUCGUCGGUCUAGGCGUAGUUAAGGACAAACUAGCUAUUAAUUCCGUCACGCGGCGCGGCGAUCACAGGGAAAUGCUACGAGGUCCCGUGAUGUACGGCGCGUGCUUCGUCGCCUUUACCAUCUUCUUCUGGCGCCAUUCCCCCUCCGCCUUUCUCGCACUCAACGCGCUCUGCGCGGGAGACGGGUUCGCGGAACUCGCGGGGCGGCAGUUCGGCAACGCGCCAUCACGGAAGCUUCCGUGGUCUGGGGUCAAGAGCUGGCCUGGCAGCGUGGCGAUGCUUCUCUGCAGCUUCGUUUUUGGGUUCGGUUCGCUGCUGCUCUUUGAUUGGUCCGGCAACUUCGCCCCAAGCCACAUCUACGUGGCGACAGCAGCGCCUGCCACAUUGGCGAUAGCAGCGGGUGCGGCGGCAGUGGAAGCUCUAGCGCCUGGCGAUUGGGACAACGUGCUUGUGUGCGUGGUUGUGGCAGUAGCGGGGGAGAUGAUGAUGCCGCUGCUGGUGAGGUGAUUAUAACGAGAGUUAACAAUAUGGCUGUUCAUUGGCAGCUGUUUUCAGAGAUCACUCAAAGCCAUCAUUGCCGGCGGAACGAGGGGCUGUUCUAUGAAUGGGCAACCGAUGUGUGGAGCGGCAGAUGUGAGAGAUGGUGCAGCGCGGAUAUGAGGGAGAUGAGAUGCUGGAGAGGGGACAAUUUGCGGGAGAGGCUGUUAGAAUAACGCAAUGAACUAGAUUGUGCCAUACAGAGAGGUUUUGUGCUAUGGUGCUGUACCCUCUAUGAGCAUGCUGUCAAACAUAUAAUGUAUAUGUAUUAUAGGCUAGAUAGGUGCAUACUCUAAGAGGGUACAACCCCUUAGACAA
Molecule: messenger RNA, 1465 nt
Organism: Closterium sp. NIES-67
Lineage: Eukaryota; Viridiplantae; Streptophyta; Zygnematophyceae; Desmidiales; Closteriaceae
Source: the annotation of a GenBank genome assembly